Molecule: messenger RNA, 354 nt
Organism: Pieris macdunnoughi
Lineage: Eukaryota; Metazoa; Arthropoda; Insecta; Lepidoptera; Pieridae
Source: the annotation of a GenBank genome assembly
AUGAACGCACCUCCCACCUUUGAAUCAUUUCUUUUGUAUGAUGGAGAAAAGAAGGUACAAAAAGAAGAAGAUACAAAAGUAACAAAUGCAGCUAUUUUCACUGUAAACAAGGAAGAUCAUACCCUCGGCAAUAUGAUCCGACACCAGCUUCUCAAGGACCCAAAAGUUUUAUUUGCUGGAUACAAGGUACCACAUCCUUUAGAACAUAAAUUUGUACUCCGCAUUCAGACAACAUCAGACUACACACCACAGGAAGCAUUUAUGAAUGCAAUAACAGAUCUUACAUCGGAAUUAUCUCUGUUUGAAGAGAGGUUUAAGGAAGCUAUCAAAGAGAAAAAAGAUGGUUUAGAUUGA